Molecule: messenger RNA, 2796 nt
Organism: Myotis brandtii (Brandt's bat)
Lineage: Eukaryota; Metazoa; Chordata; Mammalia; Chiroptera; Vespertilionidae
Product: leukocyte immunoglobulin-like receptor subfamily A member 6
Exons: 11
Coding region: 58-2103 (681 amino acids)
Biological process (GO): cytokine-mediated signaling pathway
Molecular function (GO): inhibitory MHC class I receptor activity
Source: RefSeq, a predicted model, not a curated record
GUUCUGCAGGCUCAGGCUUCCUCCAUCUGCAGAGCAUGAGCCCUCAGAGCAGACGCCAUGGCGUCCAUCCUCUCUGUUCUUCUCUGCCUCGGGCUGAGUCUGGACCAGGUCAUUUGUGUGCAGGCAGGGACCCUCCUCAAACCCACCAUCUGGGCUGAGCCAGCCUCUGUGAUGUCCUGGGGGAGCCCCGUGACCAUCUGGUGUCAGGGGACUUUGGAGGCCCAGCAGUUCUGUUUUGAGAAACUGGGAAGCACAUUACCGGCAUGUGGAGCAAAUCUACUGCAUCUGAUGGACAGGGGCACGUUCAGCAUCACAAACCUGACAGAGAGUGGUGCUGGGAUAUAUCGCUGUUACUAUCGCAGCCCUGCUGGCUGGUCAGAGCGCAGUGACCCGCUGGAGCUGGUGGUGACAACAGGAACCUACAGCAAACCCAGGCUCUCAGCCCUGCCCAGCCCUGUGGUGACCUCAGGAGGGAACGUGACCCUCCAGUGUGGCUCAUGGCAGGGAUUUGACAGGUUCAUUCUGACUAAGGAAGGAGAUCACAGGCUCUCCUGGGCCCUGGACUCACAGAGACAGCCCAGGGGGCUGUUCCAGGCCCUGAUCCCUGUGGGCCCUGUGACCUCCAGCCACAGGGGGACGUUCAGAUGCUAUGGCUGUUACAGGUACAGCCCCCAGGUGUGCUCACACCCCAGUGACCCUGUGGAGCUCCUGGCUUCAGGGCCCCUCCCCAAACCCACCCUCUGGGCUGAGCCAGGCCCUGUGAUCCCCCAGGGGAGACCCCUGACCAUCUCCUGUCAGGGGACCCAGGAGGCUGAGGAGUACCGUCUGGAUAAAGAGGGAAGCCCAGCACCAUGGAAAAGAGAGAAGCCACAGAAGCCCGGGGACAAGGUUACAUUCUCCAUCCCAUACAUGACAGAGCGUGAUGCAGGGAUAUUUCGCUGUUAUUCUCUCAACCUUGAUGUCUGGUCAGAGCCCAGUGACCCCCUGGAGCUGGUGGUGACGACAGGAUCCUACAGCCAACCCAGCCUCUCAGCCCUGCCCAGCCCUGUCGUGACCUCAGGAGGGAACCUGACCCUCCAGUGUGGCUCAUGGCAGGGAUUUGGCAGGUUCAUUCUGACUAAGGAAGGAGAUCACAGGCUCUACAGGAAACUGAACUCACAGCGACAUCCCAGUGGGCAGUUCCAGGCCCAGUUCCCUGUGGGCCCCAUGACCCCCAGCCAUAGUGGGACAUUCAGAUGCUAUGGCUGUUACAGGAACAGACCACAGGUGUGGUCCCCAGCCAGUGAUGCCCUGGAGCUCCUGGUGUCAGGUGAGUCUGGGAAGCCCUCCCUCCUGAGCCAGCAGGGCCCCAUCAUGGCCUCUGGACAGAACCUGACCCUCCAGUGUCGCUCUGAUGUCGGCUAUGACAGAUUCGCUCUGCACAAGGAGUGGGGACGGGACCUCCCCCAGAGCCUUGUCCUGCAGCCCCAGGCUGGGCUCUCUCAGGCCCACUUCCCCCUGGGCACUGUGAGCAGCUCCCACGGGGGCCGGUACAGAUGCUACGGUGGAUACAACCUCUCCUCUGAGUGGUCGGCCCCCAGUGACCCCCUGGACAUUCUGGUGGCAGGACACCUGUCUGACAGACCCUCCCUCUUGGUGCAGCCAGACCUCAGAGUGGCCUCAGGAGAGAACGUGACCCUGCUGUGUCAGUCACAGAGCCCAAGGGACAUGUUCCUUCUGUCCAAGGAGGGGACAGCCAAUCCCCCCCUACGUCUGAGAUCAAAGCACCGAGCUCAGCAGUUCCAGGCAGAGUUCUCCAUGAGCCCUGUGACCUCAGCCCACGGGGGCACCUACAGGUGCUACAGCUCACACAGCACCUCCCCCUUCCUGCUGUCACUCCCCAGUGAGCCCCUGGAGCUCCUGGUCUCAGGAGCCCCUGACACCAACUCCUCCUCCAUGGACCCGGGGUCCCCUGCUGUUGAGACGGUGGAAUCUCUCAGCUACUACACAGUGGAGAAUCUCACCCGGAUGGGCAUGGCUGGCUUGAUCCUUGUGGUCCUCGGGGUGCUGCUAUUUCAGGCUCAAAACAACCCCAUAAGGACCCUCGAUGCAGCCAGCAUGUGAACACAGAGGGAACAAUGCACCGUUCAGAGUGGGGGAGCCUUGGAGCCCAUCUGAGGAUCCCAGGAGGUGCUGAAGGAAAGUGGGGACCAUAGUUGGGGAAACUGUCUGUUGAGAACGUCCAGGGGAGAAGACGUGGUAGACGAGGUUUGGGUCCAGGAGAACGUGGGCCAUGUCCCUGUAGAGGACGCCUCCUCCACCAACUGGGGUGCUCUCCCUCCCUCCCUGUCCUUGCUGACCCUCCUUCACUGCUCUUCUGUUCUCACCCUGUGAAGUGAGGGUCGGUCCCACAUGGCUGGUUCGGAUUCACAUCUAUACACCCCUUCAUGCUGGGUCACAUCCAUCCCAACAAAAUGAGGUGUCUUCACAACACUGGGAUUAGUUUAAAUCAUAAAGAACAAAGGACAGGCACUUGGUCCAUAGUGGGAAAACAUCAUAAUAAUGCAGCUCAGGGACAGAAUCGGGACACAAAAUGGAAUCAGGUUUUGUGUGAUUCCAUUUAUGCGAAAUGUCCAGGAGAAGGAAACCCAUAGAAACAGAAAUCAGAUUGGUUUGUCUGGGGUUGACCAGGAGGACAGCUGGGAGAUGGACUGUUUGUUGUUGUUAUUUUUUUGUUUGUUUGUUCGUUUUUUUUUUGGGGGGGGGGAGUUUAAACUUUCUUGAAACAAGAUAGAUGUUGUCAUUGAGACAUUGUGU